CAAAGUACCUUUGUUUGACUGACUUGUCAAACCGGGUCCUGACUCCCCAUCUCCACUGGCCCUCCAGGUGGAAAUUGACAAUUCUGUGGCACUUCUAGAGAGAGGUUUUGGAGAACCCCAGUGCCCAAUCCAGUUGACAGCUGCACACUUCAGAAAGUUCUUCAAGAGUUUCCAAGUCUUUGUGUGAGCUGUUAUUGAGCACAUAAUAGAUACUACCAUUCAGAGCUCUCUGUAUUCGUUGACCCAAAGAAUUUUACAAACACCUUUGCUAUGGAAUUCAUUACUAUUUUAGCACCAGUACAAAUGAGAGCUUACCUUGUGUACACAUGCUGUCAGCUGUCCUUUCUCACUUGACUUAAAGCAGACAACUUGAGACUGAGUUCUGUUCAAGUCCACCAGUCCAAUUAAAGUUGGAGAGUUUACUGUAAUUGUUAGUUUUAAUAUAAGCUUUUCUCCAGAUUUCUGCACAUUGCUAUGUUACUUGUUGGAAGCUACCCUCUAUAUCCCAUUGUGCUGGGAGAAGCUGGAAUUUGAAGUCUAAUUUGAAGAGCUUGCAGGCAGAUGGCUAAGGUUGAAGACUGUGAUUUAGGAGAGCUGCAUAUAAUUCCCAGGUCUCUGGCAGGUGCCUUAUGUGACCUUGGAAAAGUCACUUACGCCCAGAUCUCCAGAAGUAUUUAGGCACCUAACUCCUAUGGACUCCAGUAGGAGUUAAACACCUAAACACUUUUGAGGCUUGAGGCCUUAAUCUCUCUGUGCCUCAGUUCUCCAUCUGCAAAAUAGGGAUAAUAGCACUUUCUUUGGCUACUUUAUUCAGAGUGUUAACCCUUCAUGGCAGGGAUGGUCUCUCUCUAUUUGUGUGUAGAGCACCUGGCACACUGGGUGGGGAGCUCUAGCAUUACCACAAUACUACAAGUAAGGGCUUUGCAAAGCUAAUCAUAGAAUCGCAGGGUUAGAAGGGACCACAAGGGUCAUCUAGUCUAACCCCCUGGCAAGAUACAGGAUUUGUUGUGAUUAUUUAUCAAAUGCAACCUGGAAUUGCUUAAAGGAAAGUAAAUAAGACAUUUUAUGCAUUGAGUCAGAAUUUAAAGCCAGAAGGGACCAUUAGUUCAUUUAGUCCGGUAUCUGACAGGCCAUUAAAUUUCACCCAAUUACCCUUAUGUUGAACCCAGUAACUUGUGUUUAGCUAAAGCAUAACUUCCAGAAAGGCAUCAGAGAUGGAGACUCGACUGUUUCCCUUGGUAGCUUGUUCUAGUGGUUAAUCACUAUCAUGGUUAAAUUCAAAUUGGAAAUAAAGCACACACUUUUAUCUGGCUUGAGCUUUCAGCCAUUGAUUUCUUGUGCCUUUGCCUGCUAGAUUGAAGAGCCCCUUAACCCUCAGUAUCUUCUCCCCAGGAGAAGGUACUUGUACAUUGUAGUGAAGUCACUUCUCAAUCUUCUUAAUAAGCUAAACAGGCUGAGCUCUUUAAAUCUCUCCCUGCAAGGCAUUUUCUCCAGCUCUUGAAUUGUUUUUAUGGCUACUCUGGUUUGGUUUGAUAAGAUUCAUUCUGGAACCUGAUCCAAAGCCUAUGAAGCCAACCAUUGAUUUCAAUGGGCUCUGCGUUUGGUCCUCACUGCUCAUGCCAGAGGCUGAAUAGAUAACUCAGGCGGCUGUCAUCAGGGACAGCACUGGCAGUGGCAGUGCAAGCCCACGCUGUCCAGCCAGCGUGCUUCAAACUUGUCCUGGUGCAACCAUGUCAGUCUCCAUGGCCCCUCAGUCCUUGGCCUCUGGAGAGCUGCCAGCUGUAGUGGUUAUGUUUGUGGUGUGGAUUCUUGCCCGCUAACCACUGGACUGAGGCCACUGAAGUUAUUUAACAUGGGCCACUGAACUCUCAUCAGCUGGUAACCGCUGUUGGUCACAGCUGACCAGGGCUGGUGGCCUGUAGGUUAAAGGCUCGGUAGCCCAUUAUCAGUAUUCUGAAACAUCUGGAUCCCCUGGGAUUUGAUUAGUUUGCUAUGUUUCCUGUCUAAAUAGUGAUUUAUUUUCUAGAGGAAAGGUCUUUCCCUGUCCUAGAGCAAACAGCUGCACUGUUUGCAGAUAGAUCUUUUGAAGGCUGUUGUAUGUUUGCUGAGUACAGGCACCAGGAAUGGAAGGGGGAGGGAAGAGAGGCAGGGGUGGAUUCUCUGCCACUGCAGCUUUUUUCUCUGUUUAAAUUCUCAAUCUGUAAAAUGCAGCUUUCUGUUCAGACUGGGUCCGGUGUUGGGGAAUCCUGUCCGACUGGCUUAGAGGCACUUUGGAACACUGAUUCAGAGCAGUGCAGGAGUGUUGUGCCAAUAAUAAAGGGUGAAGAGAAGCACACCUUUUGCUGUCAAUGCGCCUGCAGCUCUUAUGGCAAAGAUGGUCCAUUGUGAUAGUUUAUUGCUAAAAUUAAUGAUUUCCGCUGCACUGCUGGAUCAUCCCUCAGGUGGCAUGUGCAGAUGGGGGGCCUCUGCUCUGAAAUCUCUCCUGUCCCUCUGUAGGGUUGGAGAGCCACUCAACAGACAGGUAUAGGGAACAAACUGGGGAAAGGGCAUGGAUAACAGUGAAAGGGUAACAGCUGGCAUCAGGCUGCAUUUUCUUAUAUGCAGUCCCUACCCCUCUAUUCAGGUAAUAGAACUUUCCCUAUGGAGAGUUAAGGCAUAAAGGGAGCCCUGACCGUACAGUUGCAUUAGACCUGUGCUAAAUAAGCAUCUGAGAGGGCUAUAUGGCCCCUGAGCCAGAGCAGAGGCAUUUGACAGACUGCUCUGGGCCCAUGCAGAUUGUCUGUCUGAGAUCCAUUGGUUCUGUCGGCUGCACUGUGACAGAUUUGGCAAUUUCCUGCAAUAUUCUUUGGAGACCUUUUGAGUUUAUUAAGCUACAGAAAGAUGGGGUUGUGCAUAACUGCAGGAGGGGUAUUUGCAUUCACUGUCCCUUAGCCAUUCCCCAGGCAAACCACUUUUUUUGGUUCCAAAAGUCCAUUCUCAUCUGGCACUUCAAGGGUGAUUUCUCUCUAAAGAAAUCAGCUGAGCUGCCCUGUCAGGGUUCUGUUUCUUAAUCUGAAACAGUUAUGAACUUGUAACCACAGAGAGAACCCUGUUGUGAGUUUGGAAGAUAUGAGUUUGGAAGAUCUAGUGUCAGAACAGGUACCAGAGUCCGAGGCUGAAGUUAGGGUGCUCUCUGAUAAGCUUUUUAGCAUGCAUGUAGGAUUUUUAUAGUUUUUAAUGUAUUUUUCUUGAAUGCUUUCAUCUUAAGAAUAAGCAUGCUUGCUUGUUAGAAAGGGCUGUGUAGUAACUUAUAACUGUGGGCCAUUGAAUUGUUCAUAGAGUCUGGAGGGAAAGCAACAUGCAGACACUAGUUUAGGCACGAUGGCUUGCUGCAAAUAUCAGUGUAGGCAGGGAGCUGGGCAGCCUGGAAACAUGGGUCUCUACCCAAGAGUUAGUGAUGAAUGAGGAGCUGGGAGCCUACGGUGUCCUGGGCAGGCCACAGAGGGAGAAUACAAGUGCAGUUGCCUGGAGCUGUGACAUGAACCACUCACUAAUUUGGUGAUUGGGGGGGUUAACACCCCCACACCCAAUGGAAUGAUCUGGGGGAUGCUGUGAGGGGGAAACUUACAAAUUUCUCUCACCUGGCUCCCUCCUGUGGAUUUUUUCGGUGCAUGUGGAUGAUAUUCAGCCAAUUGCUGGCAGGGCAGACUGCACCCUGUACAGACAAGUGGCCAGAGAGCUGUCUUCUCAUCCUCCCUUCGGCUAGGUAUCAAAAUAGUGAUGUGCACAGCCAAACCCAUGGAGUUGUGCAUGAGCUUAGGCAGAGUAUUCUCUGCCAAAUUAUUCGCAUAAAAUCCAAUACACACUCGUUUCUUUGAGGAUAGAGAAUAACCUCCCACACCACAGUUGGUUCUGGAUCAAGAGUCUUCUUGUGUUUUCCUGUGAUCAAAUGCAAAGGGGCCUCCUGACCGUUAGAUCUGCUCUUGCUUGUUCUUUAGCAGAGACUUUAGAUUGUUCUCAGCCCUCCCUUGUAUCUGCUAAUGUGACGGAGCUCUGUGCAGAGACCACUCUGCGCAGAAAUAACACGGCUCCAGAAUGCAGUCACAGCCCAGUUCCAUGCUCCAAGUAGCAAUCAGUUCUUUUUAUUUGAAUUCUGGUAGGACCUAAAGGCUCCAACUGCAAUUAUGCUAGGUGCCGUACAGCCACUUAGUAAGAGACAGUGUUUGUCCUGAAGGUUUUACAAUCCUAAAUAGGCAAGACAACCAAAGGAAGAAUUAUUAUCCUGAUGUCUCAUUGAGGGAACUGAAAGAGAAGUGACUUGCCCAAGGACAUCCAGGGAGCUUGUGACAGAGCUGGCAAUUGAGCUCAUGUCUCUUAAGUGGGUAUGAAAAUGAAGGUUAUGCAGAUACAUCACAGAAUCUUUUCUGCUGGCCUGUUCCUGUUGGUUCUUGCACGUGGGAAUAGCUGGAUUACUUGCAAUAGUAAGCUCUAUGCAUUGUGGUGAGGUGUAUGCAGGACAGCGGUAGACAAUAAAGCUCACUCCAGACAGCACCAUCUGCCAUAGUAAAGGGAUGUCUUGCUGUCUUGUUGGAGAAUAUGGGAUAUAUUAAAAACAAAUUAUGCCAUAGAUUGAAAGGACCAAAUUCUCUGUUGGUGUAAAUGUGUGGCUAUCCCUUGACUUCAAUAGGGUGGCCUCAGUUUACACCGAGAGAAUUUAGCCUAUAGUAGUGAAUGCUUAGAACAAAAGUUUACUCGCAUGCCUCCACUCCUGCAUUUAGUACUUUUAGGGUUCAUGGUAUGUACUAAUGGCUCACAAAAUGUUACUUGAAAGGGGAAGGCACAAAGUCCCUGCUGAAACUGGCUGAACUCUGUUGUAGCAUUGCACUUCUCCAUUGCAAGUUGGACUGGAUUUUUACAGCUGUGCUGAAAACCCAUCAAAAUAGGUUAGGGUGGAAAUGCUGAUGGACUUUCAACUCUAGCUGACCUAUUGGUGUCUGCUAUAGCAAGGAUCUUCCCAUAGGUGGUGGUUUAAUUCUUGUCCUUUGACCGCUGGAAAAACAAAUGUCUGAAAUAUCUGAAGGAGGCUAAGGGGGGUCAUUCUGAAGAGAUUCUUACCCACUAGAAUUUUCUGAUGCAUUAGUAGUGAAUUUGGGGAGCUACCUAGAUUAUGUCACAAAUGAACAAGCUCUGUCAGCCUCUCAAGUCAGUUAAAAUCAGAGCCAGCUUUAGGCAUGCACAGAAGUGUUUUGCCCAAUCUCUGUUGAUGUCUGACAGAUACUCAGGAUGUCUCUGUAUAUAGUCAUCGGAUUAGUAGUUGUAGAUGGCUGAGAGGUGGAUGUGAACAGGUGUGUACAGUUUGGAAUAACACAUGUAGCACCCUCUAGUUUAUCUGGGAAGUCCUGGCUUUGUCCAUCCUAUGGAUUUUUGGCCCAGACUUCCCACUGUCCAGUUACACUCAGCUGAUUAAAUCUCUUGCUCCUAAUAAAGUCAGUUCUUGCUGUUUUGCCUCCAGAUUCCAAGUGCUGGGCUUUGGACAGUUGGGCAUGGGAUUUGCCUGUUGUCGUGUGGGACAUCCUGCUCCCAUUCCAGGCCUCUGGUUUUCCACUGAAGUGGAUUAUCCCAACUAUCUAGUGAUUAGUUCUCAGCAGAAGCAUCCCAUAAAUUACUGCUUGAAUUUCCAUACUGCCUCUGUUGAACUGAGUACUGGAGCAAACGAAUCUGGGAGCCUGUCAGCACCUCGUUUUUAGCAUGUCUCGGAGUGCCACGCACCAGAUGUAUGUGCGGCUGGAACGUCCCAGGCGGAGUUGUCCAACGAGAGGGAAUCUAGAGUGAGGCAUUUCCUUUGCACAGAGCACCGAGGCAUUUUGACUGUGGAGAGGGGCAGCUGUGGAUAAAGAACGCUUCUAGAUCCUGGAGAAUCCAGUGAUGUAAAUGGACCUAUCCUGACAAUAUACUGAGUGAAUGCCCAGCCACAGUGGUCCCUGCUGCUGCUGCACCGGGGAGCUUCUGGGGCUUGCUGAAGGAAGAUGGCUUUCUGGACACAGCUGGGAUUGCUGCUAUGGAAGAACUUCACAUACAGGCGAAGGCAGACAUUUCAGCUGCUGAUUGAAGUUGCUUGGCCUCUCUUUAUCUUCUUUAUACUGAUCUCCGUACGCCUUUCAUAUCCGCCCUACGAACAACAUGAAUGUCACUUUCCAAACAAGGCCAUGCCUUCAGCGGGAACCUUGCCCUGGAUCCAAGGGAUUAUCUGUAAUGCCAACAACCCUUGCUUCCGCUACCCAACGCCUGGGGAAUCCCCAGGUGUUGUUGGAAACUUCAACAGGUCCAUCAUUUCCCGCUUGUUCUCGGAUGCCAAGAGGUUACUCUUGUACAGCCAGAAGGACAGCAGCUUAAAGGAUGUUCAGAAACUCCUGGGAAAACUGCAGAAGCUCGGGAACUCUGGCUCAGGUUUGAAACUUCAGGAUUUCCUGGUUGACAAUGAGACCUUCUCAGACUUUCUCCAUCAUAAUGUUUCCAUGCCAUUGUUUGCUGUGGAUGAGAUACUGAAUGCAGAGGUCAACCUCCAGCAGGUCAUCCUGUCUGGCUAUCGAAUGCAGCUGAGAGAUCUGUGCAAUGGGUCAGAGCUGUCUGAAUUCCUUACAAUCCACAACCCAGUAGUCGCAGUGGUCAGCGAAGCCUUCCUCUGCACCAUGCCUAAGGAAAAACUCCACACAGCAGAACAAGCCUUUCGUGCUAAUAUAGACCUUUUGAAGCCUAUACUGAAGGGAAUCGCCUCCAAUUACUCCUUACAGGAUCUGUCAGGAGCCAUGGAGACCUUGGUGGAGAGUCUUGGGACGCUCGUUAAAGAGCUGGUGAGCAUGAAGAGCUGGAGUGACAUGAGGCAGGAGGUGAUAUUUCUGACCAAUGUGAACUCCACAAGCUCCUCCACCCAGAUCUACCAGGCGGUGUCGCGGAUCGUGUGUGGCCAUCCGGAGGGAGGAGGGUUGAAAAUCAAAUCUCUCAACUGGUACGAGGACAACAACUACAAAGCCCUGUUUGGAGGCAACAGCACCGAGGAGGAUGCAGCGAAUUUCUAUGAUAAUUCUACAACACCCUAUUGCAAUGAGCUGCUGAAGAAUCUUGAAUCCAGUCCGCUUUCCCGAAUUAUUUGGAGGGCUCUGAAGCCUUUGCUUAUUGGGAAGAUCCUGUACACUCCUGACACCCCGGUCACGAGGAGGGUCAUGGCUGAGGUGAACAGGACUUUCCAGGAGCUGGGCGUGUUCCGGGACCUAGGAGGGAUGUGGGAGGAGAUAGGCUCGAAGAUUUGGACGUUCAUGGAAAGCAGCCAGGAAAUGGAUCUGAUCCGGACGCUGCUGAAGAGCGAAGGCCUCUGGGACACUCACUUGAACGGCUCAAACUGGACGGUUCAAGAUGUUUCCCUGUUCUUGGCAAAGUCCCCAGAGGACGUUCAGCCAGUGAAUGGCUCCACAUACACCUGGAUGGAUGCCUUCAAUGAGACUGACCAGGCUGUCCAAACCAUCUCCCGCUUCAUGGAGUGUGUCAACCUGGACAAACUGGAGCCCGUGGCCACAGAAGUGCGGCUCAUAAACAGGUCCAUGGAGCUCCUGGAUGAGAGGAGGUUCUGGGCUGGCAUUGUCUUCCCUGAAAUCUCCCCAAACAGUGUAGAGCUGCCUCCUCACAUCAAGUACAAGAUACGGAUGGACAUAGACAAUGUGGAAAGGACAAACAAGAUUAAGGAUGGGUACUGGGACCCCGGUCCUCGUGCUGACCCCUUUGAAGACAUGCGGUAUGUCUGGGGCGGCUUCGUGUAUUUGCAGGAUGUUGUGGAGCAGGCGAUCAUCAGGGCGCUGACGGGCACGGAGAAGAAGACUGGUGUCUAUGUACAGCAGAUGCCCUACCCCUGUUACGUGGAUGAUAUAUUCCUGCGUGUCAUGGGCCGUUCCAUGCCCCUCUUCAUGACUCUGGCCUGGAUCUACUCGGUGGCUGUAAUAAUCAAGGGGAUUGUGUACGAGAAGGAAGCCCGGCUGAAGGAGACCAUGAGAAUCAUGGGCCUGGACAAUGGCACCCUCUGGUUCAGCUGGUUCAUCAGCAGCCUCAUCCCCCUCCUCAUGAGCGCUGGGCUUCUGGUGCUGAUCCUGAAGAUGGGAAACCUGCUGCCCUAUAGCGACCCCAGUGUGGUGUUUGUCUUCCUCUCCGUCUUUGCCGUGGUGACCAUCUUGCAGUGCUUCCUCAUCAGCACCAUGUUCUCCAGGGCCAACCUGGCAACAGCCUGUGGGGGGAUCAUCUAUUUCACCCUCUACCUGCCCUACGUGCUGUGUGUCGCCUGGCAGGACUACGUGAGCUUCUCACUGAAAAUGUUCGCGAGCCUGCUGUCCCCGGUCGCCUUUGGGUUUGGCUGCGAGUACUUUGCAUUGUUUGAGGAGCAGGGGGUUGGCGUGCAGUGGGACAACCUCUUUGAAAGCCCCCUGGAAGAAGAUGGCUUCAACCUCACCAUAUCUGCCUUCAUGAUGUUGUUUGAUACCUUCCUCUAUGGGGUUAUGACCUGGUACAUUGAGUCUGUCUUCCCAGGCCAGUAUGGAAUUCCCAGGCCCUGGUACUUCCCCUUUACAAAGACUUAUUGGUUCGGCGAGGAAUCUGAGGAGAGGCGGCAUGCUCGUUCUGAUCACAAAGGGCCGUCGGAGCACUGCAUGGAGGAGGAACCCAUUCAUCUAAGCCUGGGGGUCUCCAUUCAGAACCUGGUGAAGAUUUAUCGUGAUGGCAAGAAGGUUGCUGUGGAUGGGCUUACACUUAAUUUCUUUGAAGGGCAGAUCACAUCCUUUCUGGGACAUAAUGGAGCUGGGAAAACCACAACCAUGUCCAUCUUAACUGGUUUAUUUCCUCCGACCUCGGGCACAGCCUUCAUCCUGGGCAAAGAUAUCCGCUCCGAGCUCAGCACCAUCAGGCAGAACUUGGGCGUCUGUCCCCAGCACAAUGUCCUCUUUGACUUGCUGACUGUGGAAGAGCACAUCUGGUUCUACGCACGUCUGAAAGGGCUGUCAGAAGAAAAGGUGAAAGAGGAGAUGCAGCAGAUGGUGCUGGAUGUCGGCCUGCCUCACAAACUCAAAGCUAGAACCAGCAAACUCUCUGGUGGCAUGCAGAGAAAGCUGUCGGUGGCCUUGGCCUUUGUGGGUGGAUCAAAGGUUGUCAUUCUGGACGAGCCAACAGCUGGGGUGGAUCCUUACUCUCGCCGAGGGAUAUGGGAACUGCUUCUGAAGUAUCGCCAAGGCCGCACCAUCAUUCUGUCCACACAUCACAUGGAUGAGGCAGACAUCCUAGGGGACAGGAUCGCCAUCAUUUCUCAUGGCAGACUGUGCUGCAUUGGCUCUUCCCUGUUCCUGAAAAACCAGCUGGGAACAGGCUAUUACCUGACCCUGGUCAAGAAGGACGUGGACUCUUCACUGAGCUCCUGCAGAAACAGCAGCAGUACGGUGUCGUACCUGAAAAAGGACGACAGUGUCUCCCAGAGCAGCUCGGAUGCUGGGCUUGGCAGUGACCAUGAAAGUGACACCUUGACAAUAGACGUCUCUGUUAUCUCCAACCUCAUUAUGAAGCAUGUUCCUGAGGCCAGGCUGGUAGAGGAGAUUGGCCAUGAGUUAACUUACAUCUUGCCAUAUGAAGCUGCUAGAGAAGGAGCUUUUGUGGAGCUGUUCCAUGAGAUCGACGACCGUCUCUCUGACCUGGGCAUUUCGAGUUACGGCAUCUCGGAGACUACCCUGGAGGAGAUCUUUCUCAAAGUGGCUGAAGACAAUGGGGUGGAUGCGGAGACCUCAGAUGGCACAUUACCUGCAAGAAGGAACAGGCGUGUCUUUGGAGACAGACAGAGCUGCCUUCAUCCGUUCACAGAAGAUGAUGCUUUCGACCCUAAUGAUUCAGAUAUAGAUCCAGCAGAAUCCAGAGAGACAGACCUGCUCAGUGGGGUGGAUGGCAAAGGCUCCUACCAGAUGAAGGGCUGGAAGCUCAUCCGGCAGCAGUUCGUAGCUCUGCUGUGGAAGAGGCUGCUCAUUGCCAAGCGCAGCAGGAAGGGUUUCUUCGCCCAGAUCGUGCUGCCAGCUGUGUUUGUGUGCAUUGCUCUCAUGUUCAGCCUGAUCGUACCUCCCUUUGGGAAAUACCCCAGCCUGGAACUGCAGCCCUGGAUGUAUGAUGAGCAGUACACUUUUAUCAGCAACGACGCCCCAGACGAUGCAGGCACUCAGAAGCUUGUGAACGCCCUUGUCAAUGAACCCGGCUUUGGGACCCGCUGUGUGGAAGGACACUCCAUUCCAGACACUCCUUGCCUGGUCAGAGAGGAUAAAUGGACCACCGCCUCUGUCCCCGACGCGGUCCUGGACAUCUUCCUGAACGGCAACUGGACCAUGGAGAACCCCUCCCCGGCCUGCGAAUGCAGCAAUGAGAAGAUCAAGAAAAUGCUCCCUGUGUGCCCACCUGGCGCCGGGGGGCUGCCUCUUCCACAGAGAGAACAGAACACUGGCGACAUCCUGCAGAACCUGACGGGCCGGAACGUAUCGGACUAUCUGGUGAAGACCUACGCGCAGAUCAUUGGGAAAAGUUUAAGGAACAAGAUCUGGGUGAAUGAGUUCAGGUAUGGUGGGUUUUCAGUGGGCGCCAGCAGUUCCCUCCUGUUUCCUCCCAGCGAUGAAGUCAGUGAUGCCAUCAAGCAAGUGAAGAAAAUCUUGGAGCUAGCCAAGGGGAGUUCUGGAGAUCAGUUUCUUCACAGCUUGGGAAGCUUCAUGAAAGGGAUGGACACAAAAAACAACGUGAAGGUUUGGUUCAAUAACAAAGGCUGGCAUGCCAUUGGCUCCUUCCUGAAUGUGAUCAACAAUGCCAUCCUCCGGGCCAACCUUCAGGACAGCGAGAAUCCCAGCACCUAUGGGAUCACUGCGUUCAACCACCCGCUGAACCUCACCAAGCAGCAGCUCUCCGAGGUCGCCCUGAUGACCACGUCGGUGGACGUUUUAGUCUCCAUCUGUGUGAUCUUCGCCAUGUCCUUUGUCCCAGCCAGCUUUGUGGUUUUCUUGAUCCAGGAGCGGGUCAGCAAGGCCAAGCACCUGCAGUUCAUCAGCGGGGUGAAGCCGGUGAUCUACUGGCUGGCUAACUUCGUCUGGGAUAUGUGCAACUAUAUAGUUCCAGCCACCUUGGUUAUCAUCAUCUUCAUCUGCUUCCAACAGAAGUCCUACGUGUCCUCUUCCAACCUGCCUGCGCUGGCCCUUCUCCUCCUGCUCUAUGGGUGGUCUAUAACGCCACUCAUGUACCCAGCUUCCUUUGUGUUCAAGAUCCCCAGCACAGCCUACGUGGUGCUGACCAGCGUGAAUCUCUUCAUUGGCAUAAAUGGCAGCGUGGCCACUUUCGUCCUCGAGCUCUUCACCAACAACAAGCUGAACAACAUCAAUGAAAUCCUGAAGUCUGUCUUCCUCGUCUUCCCCCACUUCUGCCUGGGGCGGGGACUGAUCGACAUGGUGAAAAAUCAGGCCAUGGCCGACGCUUUGGAAAGGUUUGGCGAGAACCGUUUUGUGUCCCCUCUGUCCUGGGAUCUGGUGGGACGGAACCUCUUUGCCAUGGCUGUGGAAGGGGCAGUCUUCUUCCUUAUCACAGUGCUCAUCCAGUACAGGUUCUUCAUCAAAGCGAGGCCUGUCAGUGCCAAGUUGUCUCCUGUGAAUGAUGAGGAUGAGGAUGUGACCAGGGAGAGGCAGAGGAUAAUUAGUGGUGGCGGACAGAGUGACAUCCUUGAAAUCAAAGAGCUGACCAAGAUUUAUAGAAUGAAGAGAAAACCAGCUGUUGACCGGAUCUGUGUUGGAAUCCCUCCUGGGGAGUGCUUUGGCCUCCUGGGAGUGAAUGGUGCUGGCAAGUCGUCAACUUUCAAGAUGCUAACUGGAGAUACAGAUGUGACGGGAGGAGAAGCUUUUCUGAAGGGAAACAGUAUCUUAUCUAACAUCCAAGGAGUCCAUCAGAACAUGGGCUAUUGCCCUCAGUUUGAUGCUAUUAAUGAGCUGUUGACAGGGAGAGAACAUCUGGAGUUCUUUGCACUUUUACGGGGUGUUCCUGAGAAAGAGGUCUGCCAGGUUGGCGAAUGGGCAAUUCGUAAACUGGGCCUUGUGAAAUAUGGAGAAAAAUAUGCUGGGAACUACAGCGGAGGGAACAGACGCAAGCUCUCCACUGCUAUUGCCCUGAUUGGGAGCCCUCCGGUGGUGUUCCUGGAUGAGCCAACCACGGGAAUGGAUCCCAAAGCACGCCGUUUCUUAUGGAACUGUGCUCUGAGCAUCAUCAAGGAGGGGAGAUCAGUGGUGCUUACAUCUCACAGCAUGGAAGAAUGCGAAGCCCUGUGCACUCGAAUGGCAAUAAUGGUCAACGGGCGGUUCAGGUGUCUUGGCAGUGUCCAGCAUCUGAAGAACAGGUUUGGAGAUGGUUAUACAAUAGUAGUGCGAAUAGCAGGGGCAAACCCUAACCUGAAGCCCGUUCAGGAAUUCUUUGGGCUUGCCUUUCCUGGCAGCGUCCUGAAGGAGAAGCAUCGGAACAUGCUGCAGUACCAGCUCCCAUCCUCACCAUCCUCUCUGGCCAGGAUAUUUAGCAUCCUCUCCCAGAACAAAAAAAGACUCCACAUAGAAGACUACUCCGUUUCUCAGACUACACUUGAUCAAGUGUUUGUAAACUUUGCCAAGGACCAAAGCGAUGAUGACCACACAAAGGACAUGUCAUUGCACAAAAACCAGACUGUUGUGGACAUUGCAAUCCUUACUUCCUUUCUGCGAGAUGAGAAGGUGAAAGAAAGUUGCGUGUGAGCUACCGUAGGCAAGGACGUGGUGUUGAGCAGAAGGAGGAGACAGCACACCUUCCUUUGCAUGGAAUGGGAUAUUCCCAAAGGCGAAAGCUAGAGGAUACAGAGGGAAAGACGUGAACUGGACACUCUACUGAUAACCAUUCAAUGCAAUGCAAUUCAAUGCAAUGAAAACAAAAUUCCAUUACAGAGGCAGUGCCUCUUGGGAGUCAUUGCCUUGUUGUACUGUUCUCAAGUGACUGACUUGAAUCUAGUUCAUUACAGUAUAACUCUGUGAAACUGUAGUAUGGAACCCAUUGGACACUGUGGGCUUUCAGCCAGACUGUAUUUUGUUCCUACAUCAUAUACUUUUCCUAGGGUUGCAACAAUCGUUCAUUGAGGAAUCAUGGCCAGUGCUUAUUUAUUGAUAUUUUAAAGGUGCGCACGUUCCUACUCUUUAACUUUUUUCAUAUUGGGCGUGGAAUUUCCCUGGUGCUACAUGCAUUGCCGGCAAUGAAUGCACCGAAACAGUCAGUGCCAACCAGUUACCAAAAGGCACAGUGCUGUGGCCUUAUUUUGUGGGGGCAGAACCACUUGACCAGCUACUCUGUGUAAAGAUCUUUAUAGACUGGUGGAGGUCAAUCGGUAAUAAUCCUAGACCACGACGCAUACUGUAUGUAGAUGGUAUGCAGAGAUUUGAUAACCUGUCUCAUCAUCCGCUGCAGGGGUAGCAGUGUGCACAACUGUGAACCUUGCAAAUGUAUGGGACUGUCCCACUAGCAUUGAGACCAAUCACCUGCUUCCUAACUAGCCUUUCUGUAGUUAAGUACUUUGCUGCUCCUCUUGAGGUACCACAGUAGUGCCACUUGGAAGGCUGCAUAGGGACUGCGUAGAGAGCAGUGGAUGAGAAGCAAAACUAGGGAUCAGACUAGAGCAGCAAACUCAGUGGUUGUAUAUGCUGCUAAUGCCCAGAGUACAUUAUAAAACACAAGACAGUCAUGUAGUGUCUACUCUUGAAUUCCCGUUUCAAGGCAGCAGAAAGGUAACCAGCAUCUGAAAUUCUCUAUUGCUUAGCUCAAAUAUGGUGUCAUUUCUGGCUUUGUCACUUAAACUGAAAACCUGAUGAGAUGUAGAUUUUUUUUCAAUAGUAUUAUUUAUGUCCUUAAAAAGGUAGCAUAGUUAGGGUAUGGAAAUGCUUCAAUUUGUUAUAGGCAUGUAACAGGAUCUAUGCAACUCCCACUAGCACUGGCUUCAGCUACAAAAAUUUGCCUGAAACUCUCCUACAUGGAAAUUGAGAAAUGGUUAGAUUAAUGUGAUGUAGUUUCAGUUAUUAGGUGAACCCUAAUUGCAGAAUAUACUUUUGUUCGUGUGGGAAACCACCUCAUUCAAGUUCCCCUUGGGAACAGCACCAUAGUGACAGCAAUCAGUCAUCUAAAUUUCAAAACUUUACCAAAAAAUGUUUAUCAUGGUGAGACUUACUGACACACUCUCUCGUCUGGCUGUGCCUUGGGAGCACAUCUGCACAAAUGUGUUCCUCAGGUACCUUGGCCGUGCUUCAAUACUUAAACCUGUGAUAAAAUAGCUCCUUGCUGAUGCUGGGUCUAACUCUAAGCACAUGAGCAGCCCCACUGACUUCAACAGGGCUACUUGUGCUUUAUGGCCCUUGCUGAACCUGUGCCUCUAAAAUGUAUUUAUUACCUCUUGAUGCUCCUCCAUCAUGACUUGAUUUUUUUCAGUAAAUGCCCUGAAGUCUUACACUAAUAAAUAUGGAAAGUGCCAUGAACUGAAAUUAUCACUUUAACAGCAUUAGGCAAUGUGAUGGUUAUUUAUAUACUUCCAGGCAUCUUGGCAUUGAUAAAUUCAGCAUUUUAUUAAAUGAAGCACUGUGCAAAGGGUUAAGUCUGCCAAUACUCACUGUAUUCCUGCAUUGGAAUAAAGCAAACCAAUCUACAGCUCAGCUGAAGUGCCUUUUACAUUCUGUAUUCAUAAUUUAAUCCACAGAAUACAGUUGCAGAGGGAAAGGACAGAAGAAAGGGUUAGUAUACCUCAUUUCUUAAAGCAUAAUCUGUAUUGUACUUACAAGAACUCAAUCAGACACUUCCCUACAGUAUCCUCAGCGAGUGAUUAAUAUAAAUUAACAGUAUACAUUAUAUUUUCAAGAGCAGAGCUGUUAUAAAUAUUGGGCCCAAUCCUGCAGCUGUAACUCAUACGAUACUAAGGGCUGCAGGAUCUGGGCUACGGUAUGAUUUUCAGAGUCAGUGAACACACUGAACAUUUAAUACCUCUGAAAACCAACACCACAAGUGGCAGUAAUUCACAACAUCAACAGAAAGAUUACAGCAAUAGACUCAAUCCUGCAAUGCACAGAACUACCAGUCAGUAUAAUAGGAAUGUGGGGUGUGUAAGUUUGAGCCCACUGCAAUGGGGUUUAUUUUAAACCCAUACAGAUGGCUGCAGUUUUUUGAUGGAUGAUUUCAUUUGCAGUGGGUAGACAGUGUACACAUUUCUCCUAACCCUGCCAAAGAAGAAAGCCUUGAAGAUUCCUAAGGCACAAUCUGGCUUCUAUGGUAAAAAGAAAGUUACCCUAGAUGUUGAAGGUAACAGGAAUAUUUCACAACUCUUCAGUCCCUGGAGAAAUCUCAGACUUUUGUACAUUUUUUUAAUCUGUAUGGAAUCCAGCCUGUGCCAUACAGUUCUCUCAUACUGCUCUCUCACUCGCUGAAAUGAUUUCCAACGACUUUUUUCUUCCGUUGGAGUUGGAUGUCAGGCAAAAUUAUCCUAGUGCCACACGUGUUACAAUUGUGAACCACUCUGAUAACAGAACUGCAUUGAGGGCAUUUAUGUAUUUGAAACAAUGUUACCACUUACUGUAUGCUAUUAAAUUGUUGCAACCCUUUUUGUAGUAUAUUUGUAUUUCAAUAAGGACUAUACAUGUUAUUUUUCCCAAGAUAAAGUGCUUCUCCCCUUCCUCAUACCCCCCCACCCCGCCCCCCAAAAAUACAGUUGGUCCUUCAUUCCAAGCACUUUAUGCUGUCUGUAAUGGGAUCUAUUUUUGCACUGGAAUAUCUAUUAACUUUGCAAAAUCUAGAGAUUUCACAACAAAACUUUUAAGUUAAAUCUUUCAAUGGACAUUUUCAUUAAAAAUAAAUAUAUAUAUUUGUAUUUGCUAAUAACUGUUUGUGAAGUAUUAGGCAUUUUAAUUGCCUUGUAUUAAGUCAAAAAUAAAGCUGUAACAGCACUGUUCAUCAACAAAA
Chelonia mydas (Green sea turtle) is the source of this 16020-nucleotide messenger RNA. RefSeq names its product ATP binding cassette subfamily A member 1 (gene ABCA1). Lineage: Eukaryota; Metazoa; Chordata; Testudines; Cheloniidae. The transcript has 51 exons. The record is from RefSeq and is a predicted model, not a curated record. Bases 6006 to 12791 code for a protein of 2261 amino acids. Gene Ontology annotation, biological process: lipid transport; transmembrane transport. Gene Ontology annotation, molecular function: ABC-type transporter activity; ATP hydrolysis activity; lipid carrier activity. Gene Ontology annotation, cellular component: intracellular membrane-bounded organelle; membrane.